AUGCGGGAGCUGCGCGGGGCGCGGGCGGCUCUGGCGCUGCUGCUGGCGGCGGCGCUGGCCCCGCGGUCGGCGCGGCCGCAUCCACAGUGCCUGGACUUCAAGCCACCGUUUCGGCCGCCGCGGGGCCUCGCCUUCUGCCGCCGCUAUGCCGACUUCGGCUGCUGCGACCCGCGCCGUGACCGCGCCCUGCUCCAGCGGUUCUACCGCGUCAGCGGCCACCUCGACGGACCCACCUACGCCGCCUGCGCCGGGCACCUACAGGACCUGCUUUGCCAGGAAUGCUCUCCAUAUGCAGCUCACUUGUAUGAUGCUGAGGAUCCCUCCACCCCUGUGCGGACGAUACCAGGACUUUGUCAAGACUAUUGCCUGCAAGUGUGGCAAAAAUGCCGCUCCAUUUUUCGCUAUCUCUCUGCAGACAAAGAGUUAAUUGCACUGGAGAAUAACAUGGCAAAAUUCUGCCACUACCUGGCUUUGGAGGACACAGACUAUUGCUUUCCACACCUGCUGGCUAACCAGAACCUUAACCAAAACCUUGGGUUAGUGACAGCUGAUGCAGAGGGCUGUCUCCAGCUCUGCCUCAUGGAGGUCGCCAACGGGCUGCGCAAUCCUGUUGCAAUGGUGCAUGCCAACGAUGGCACCCACAGGUUCUUCAUUGCAGAACAGGUUGGCCUGGUGUGGACCUACCUUCCUGAUCGAUCCAGGCUUGAAAAGCCAUUUCUGAACAUCAGUGAAGCUGUACUUACCUCACCUUGGGAAGGAGACGAGAGAGGUUUUCUAGGUAUUGUCUUCCACCCUAAAUUCAAAUUCAAUGGUAAGGUCUAUGUCUACUAUUCAGUUGAAGUUCAUUAUGAAGAGAGAAUCCGAAUCAGUGAGUUCAGAAUUUCUCCUGCUGACAUGAAUGCUUUGGACCAUGGUUCUGAAAGGAUAAUCCUGGAAAUAGAAGAACCUGCUUCCAACCAUAAUGGAGGACAGUUGCUCUUUGGAGAUGAUGAGUAUCUCUACAUAUUUACUGGAGAUGGAGGCAUGGCUGGGGAUCCUUUUGGAACCUUUGGAAAUGCCCAGAACAAAUCAGCCCUUCUGGGCAAAGUGCUGCGUAUCGACGUGAACAACAAUGACCGUGGGCCUCUGUACCGAAUCCCUCCUGACAACCCUUUUCUUAAUGACCCUAAGGCUCGCCCUGAAGUUUACGCUUAUGGAGUGAGAAAUAUGUGGCGCUGCUCUUUUGACAGGGGCGAGCCUCACACCAAGGAAGGGAAGGGGCGGCUCUUCUGUGGAGAUGUGGGGCAGAAUAAAUACGAAGAAAUCGACAUUGUGGAGAAAGGGAAAAACUAUGGCUGGAGGGCGAGGGAAGGCUUCAGCUGUUACGAUAAAAAACUUUGUGCCAAUUCUUCAAUGGAUGAUGUACUUCCAAUUUAUGCGUAUCCACACAAAAUGGGGAAAUCUGUUACUGGAGGCUAUGUCUAUCGGGGUUGCGAGUCUCCAAACUUGAAUGGCCUGUACAUAUUUGGUGAUUUUAUGAGUGGGCGCCUGAUGUCUUUGAAAGAGGAUCGUGCUACCGGAGAGUGGCAGUACAGUGAAAUCUGCAUGGGAAAGGGACAAACCUGCAUGUUCCCUGGGCUCAUCAAUAACUAUUACCAAUACAUCAUCUCUUUUGCUGAAGAUGAAGCAGGGGAACUUUACUUCAUGUCUACUGGCACACCAAGUGCCACGGCUCCCCAUGGAGUUGUGUACAAAGUGGUGGACACCUCUAGGAGAGCACCACCAGGAAAAUGCCAAGUUGAGCCAUUGCCAGUGAGAGUAAAAAGCAAGCUCAUCCAGUUUGUGCCAAAGGAGAAGUUUAUUAUGAAAACACCAACCCCACAUCCCCAGCUGAAGGCCAUGACUGAGGCCCCACAGGGAGGCAGGUCAGACCCUGCAGCCCCCCCAUCACCAUCUGUGGAUUGGGUGGGCCAAGCCCCGCCACUGCCAGGGAACCAAAGCCAGGUGUCCACCACACUAGCACCAAGCAGCAAGACCCCCAAGCCCAGGAAGGGAGGACAGAGGAGGGGACAGCGCAGAAAGAAGAAAACCCCCAGUACAGCCCUGCCACUGCGAAAUGGCACUGUGCGGCUGAUGGAGCAGCAGGGCCGUGGCCAGAGCCAGGGUCGAGUGGAGAUUUACAUCAACGGUGAGUGGGGCACAGUGUGUGAUGAUGGCUGGAGCUCAGGCGCUGCUGCUGUGGUGUGUCGCCAGCUGGGCUUCCCUUACAUGGUACGAGCCAGCAAGAAAGCAGAAUUUGGGGAAGGGACCUCCCUUCGCAUUCUCCUGGAUGAUGUCCAGUGCUCCGGGCAGGAGAAGACACUGCUGGAGUGUGCCCAUGCUGAUGUUGGCACACACAACUGCUCCCACGAGGAGGAUGCUGGUGUGGUGUGCAGCCGAGAGGAAGUGGCAGACUGGUGA
This is a messenger RNA of Indicator indicator, 2439 nucleotides long. RefSeq names its product HHIP like 1 (gene HHIPL1). The record is from RefSeq and is a predicted model, not a curated record. The transcript has 9 exons. Bases 1 to 2439 code for a protein of 812 amino acids. NCBI's taxonomy places the organism in Eukaryota, Metazoa, Chordata, Aves, Piciformes, Indicatoridae. Gene Ontology annotation, cellular component: membrane.